Molecule: messenger RNA, 1248 nt
Organism: Hevea brasiliensis (rubber tree)
Lineage: Eukaryota; Viridiplantae; Streptophyta; Magnoliopsida; Malpighiales; Euphorbiaceae
Product: blue copper protein-like
Exons: 5
Coding region: 1-1248 (415 amino acids)
Cellular component (GO): plasma membrane
Molecular function (GO): electron transfer activity
Source: RefSeq, a predicted model, not a curated record
AUGGCUUCCCGUCUUGUUUUCUUUGUUUUCAUGCUCACUGCUGCCGUUGUUCCAACAAGCGGAGCUCGGGGGAAAGAAUUCAUUGUUGGAGAUGAAGCAGGGUGGACACUAGGAUUUGAUUACCAAGCUUGGGCUUAUGGAAAGAAGUUUCAUGUUGGAGACAAACUUGUUUUUCGAUAUUAUGUGGGAGCUCACAACGUGUUCAAGGUGAAUGGAACUGGAUUCCAGAACUGCAUUAAGCCAAAGGCGGGUGAGGCACUAAGCACUGGAACCGACACAAUUGUUUUGGCAACUCCAGGAAGAAAAUGGUACGUUUGUGGAGUGGGCAAGCAUUGCGAGAAUGGAAUGAAACUUGUUAUAGAUGUAUUGCCACUUAAAGCACAAGCUCCCAAGCCUAGCCCACCCGCUCCACUCACUUACGGCAAAAAAUUUAUAGUUGGAGAUGAAGCAGGAUGGAGACUGGGAUUUGAUUACCAAGCUUGGGCUAAGGGCAAGCACUUCCAAGUUGGAGACAAGCUUGUUUUCAAGUAUUACCCUGGAGCUCACAAUGUGUUUAAGGUAAAUGGAACUGGUUUUCAGAACUGUAUUAGGCCGCCAGCAACUGAGGCACUAAAAACCGGAAAUGAUACAAUAGUUUUGGCAACUCCAGGAAGAAAAUGGUAUAUUUGUGGUGUAGGGCAACACUGCGAGAAAGGAAUGAAGCUUUUUUUAAUUGUGUUACCACGAGCUGCUAAAUCACCCCCUGCACCCUAUUCUACGCCCUACACCAUGGCAACUGAAUACUUUGUUGGUGAUGAUGAAGGCUGGAAAGUUGGUGUUAACUACUCUGAAUGGGCUAAUGGCAAAGUAUUUCGUGUUGGUGAUAAACUAGUGUUCAAAUACGGGUCACCACAUAAUGUGUAUAAAGUGGACGGAAAUGGGUUCAAGGAAUGCAAACCAUCUGGAGAUGUUUACAACAAUGGAAACGAUACAUUUAUACUUAGCGAACAGGGCAAAAAAUGGUAUAUUUGUGGUGUUAAUGAUCACUGUGAGAAAGGGCAGAAGCUAGUGAUUAAUGUGGAAUCUGAUGGUUCUGAACCAGUACCAGCACCAGUACCAGCACCAACACCACCAAAACCAGCACCAGUUCCAGCAUCGACACCACCACCAACACAAACUCCACCUUCAAACGAUUCCUACAGAAUUAUCUCAUCCUGCUAUCAGAUUUUCGUAGCAGCUGUUGUUGCAAUGGCCGUGGCAGCAUUUUAA